This is a messenger RNA of Stylophora pistillata, 1427 nucleotides long. RefSeq names its product ciliary microtubule inner protein 1. The record is from RefSeq and is a predicted model, not a curated record. Lineage: Eukaryota; Metazoa; Cnidaria; Anthozoa; Scleractinia; Pocilloporidae.
CCAGGGACAACAAAAGCACCGCAAACCCUUUCGUUCACGAUUACUUGCUGAUUUCUCGAGGUUUACUCAAACGUCAAAGUUGCUCUGAACGUCACAUCCGAACGAUUUCUACAUGGUGUUUGGAAAAAGCAAAGCGGGAUUCAAUUUUGUCCAUCAGGACCAAAUCUGGAAAGACCAUAUUGGCCACGAGCAUAGUGCAUCAAAACGUUGGCCUGAAAACUGGGGUUUUCUGAUCGGACAAUACAAGAUUUUGGCAAAUGAAGACGAAAGUGUUGCGAAUGGUGCGGCAGCUGUGAGAGUAAAGCAGCGACGUGAGGCUCUAAAGCUGCCACCCAUUGACGCCAGUGUAGCGUCACAACUGUCAGUCGGAAAGUCAAAUGCAAAAUUUCCAACUAAGACAUCAGAGGAGGUUGGGUGGAGAUCAAGUCAACCAUCUUGCAUCUUGGAAAGAUAUGGUCGAUACACAAAACUCAAGUCAUCGUUCCUUGGGCAAAUGAAAUGGCCCCCAGAAGCAAUAGAUUAAUAAUUAUUAUUUGUUAUUUCCACUGACAUGAGUCAUAUCAGUGUUUAUUUUCCAGUUGGGUUGUUAUAAUGAGGCGUACCAUGCAUUGUAGAUGGCUUGCAUUGCAAUAGAGGCUAUUUAAUGGUUGUAGUAAUGGCCAGAUUUUUCUCAAGUUUUAACCAAAGUUUCUUGUGAAAUUAGUUUUUAAAAUCCAUCAAUGGCUUCUGAGAGAUAAUUUUCAGACUAGUAGGACAACUGAAGUCCUGAAAUGUUUUCAACAAUUUUUCUUGUUUCCAUAAACUUGGUGAUAAUUUAUUUUGAAAAAAUAAAAUUAUCCUCUUACCAUCAAGGUUACCAGAUCAGAAAUUAUUUUUUUUUUUCAAAUCCAAAGGCUAGAGUGAAUAUUCAAGGGCACUGUUUUUUAGAUUUAUGGAGUGUUAUUUAUUAAAUACUCUCAUGUCUUACCAUCCUCUUACCACCAAGGUUACUAGAUCAGAAAUUAUUUUUUUUUCAAAUCCAAAGGCUGGAAGUAAAUAUUCAAGGGCACUGUUUUUUAGAUUUAUGGAGUGUUAUUUAUUAAAUACUCUCACGUUAAUGUGCUUCCUUUAUUUUACUAAUUUAGCUAAGGUGCAAUAUCAAAAAUGUCCAGAAAUGUGGUUGUACAAAAGCAUUUGGAAAAGUGUGAAAAUAAUAUUAUUUUUUGCCCUUAAGAUGAUGACGUCUCGUUAAAAAUAAAUGACAAAAGAAUGGCAAAAUCCUAAAUUAAUUAAGUUUUAAUUUCUUGUCUCUUAUGAUUCAUAGCAACAGAUCUGAUUUGCCUUCUUUGCUUUAGUCUCAUCAACAUGAAAUGAACAGAGAGUGAGUUUGUAAAUAAACACUUUAUUGAAGUCUUGUUAUAAUAAUAAAGGCAUUUUCAAGUGUGAAA